Molecule: messenger RNA, 6383 nt
Organism: Gryllus bimaculatus (two-spotted cricket)
Lineage: Eukaryota; Metazoa; Arthropoda; Insecta; Orthoptera; Gryllidae
Source: the annotation of a GenBank genome assembly
UAGCUUUUAGUCAGUUACUGGCAGGGGAUUUUUCUUUGUGUAUGUGUGUGUGUGGUGGGGGGGGAGGGGAAAAUCAGGGAAAAAUAUUUAAGAAAUAAAUACAGAAGAGAGAAGAUUAAAGAAAUUAAUACAAGAAGCACUGUAAUAAGUGCUGAGAGAUACAAGAAAUGGCAUUAAGACCUUUCUAGUUCAUUGUCACACAAUGUUUUAUUCAAUAGAAUAAUAUUUAUUAAACAGCAUUACUGUUAUUGGUAAACUGCAGUUUUAGCUGUAUAUAAUCAAUCUGGUUUAUUUUUUCACUUGAUAGAUAAUUUUAUGCUCAUUUUAUUAGAGAUUAAUAAUUCAAAAAGAAAGGCAAAAUUGAAGUAGUUUAUCAUAAUAUACUAUCAGUGUAUCUUGCCAAGCUGAAAUAACAGAGCAGAGUACAAUUCAUCAAUUGAGUCCUUGUUCAAAAUAUUUAUAAGUGUUUUCUAGCCGUUUGUUUUUUAUGAAGCACAUUUACAUUUUCAAUCUGUGCUAUUUUAGUACAAGAUGCACAUCUGUCAAGGCAACAAAGGACAUUUUAAAAGACAUGAAUGAUUUUUUAUUUUCAUAUAGAGAUGAUAUUCAAAAUUGCACACUUUUGAAUCUAAAGAACCAUGGCGUUUGUAAGUUGUUGUGUUCAUCACUUUCAGUUGUCAACGCUGUAGUAAAAACUUUAAAAAAUUUACUUUCUGCCAUUACAUGGCAUCACAUGGCUGACCUUUCAUGGAUAAAAAUAUGAUUCAGUAGAAGAAUUUUAAGGUUCAAUACUAUAGCAAUAUUCAUUACUACAAAUUGAAGUCUUAUCUUAAAAACUUCUUAUAAGUAUUGCAAAGUAUUUGUAUCUAAAAUGAAGGGAGCUGCUUGUACAAUUUCUAGACAAUUAAUUGUUGUUUUUAUUUGUUUUUUCCAGUUCAUUUGCAGAAAAAGCAGGGUAUUUCAACAGAUGUGCAUCAUAGACCUAAGUGCAGCACAAUUUGUUGGAUGAAGAGGGCAAGAUAAUAAAAUAAUAAGGAAAAAAAUUAAAAGAAUAAAUGAAAUAUUGAUCCAACUAGUAUCUAAAAAAUAGUUUUAUAUAAAUAUUUAACUCAGUCUUUAGCAUUCUUCUCAAUCUCCACCAUUAUUUUCUCCAGGUGGUUUAUGACAGCAGGCUGCUUCAUGAAGACCCUUACUCAGUUCGUCUUCAGAACUACAGCAUACUUUGAUUCUUCUAAAACCACCUGCAACUUUUCAUCCCCAAUGAGAAACAUUGCUUCAUCGUAAGAGGGCGGUGGUGCCUCUGUGGGGCCACUGCUAUCAUGCGAUGCUGAAGCGCCCAUCAAAGCUUCAUAUGUCGGUGGCAAUGUUACUGUACUUGGAUUACGAAUGACACAUCCUGAUUGUUGAUUCCUUGACUGCUGUGCUAACUCCUGUAGUCCCCGAAGAAGUGCUCGUUGCCGCAAUAGCAUUUGAAUAACACUUUUCUUUCUUAAAUACAAAACACUUCUCACAGCUAUCACGAGUCCGGAACAAAUGAAUACUGGUCCUACUAACCACACAUGUCCCAGAUUUGUGAAUAAAUAUCCGCCGGCAUCACCGAAAACAAGUACCGUAAUGAGUGUUCCAAGAACAAAUAGUACAAUCGACAGAGCAAAAUACGAAUAAGACCUGCAAUCACAUCGUCCGAAUGUCGAAGGUUCGGGAUAUAACUGAUCCAUCUGCCGAAGUCUUUGCCUCAAAUAAGCGUUUUCGAGCACUGAUGACAUGAUUCAAAGUGAAAAAUAAAGUAACUAAAAAACACAAGCAGUGCAAUACCUAUCACUUCCGAUUCAAAACAAGCAACACAACAAAAAUGAGAAUCUUCAAGGCCAUUCAUGUUUUGAAGACAGCAUUGCCAUCUAUUGGUAGAUGAAAGCAAUAUUUACUGAAAACAUCAGAAACAUUUUCAUGACAGCCAACUUGUGCAUCUCUAUACUGUGUGAUAUAUACUCUCUGUUGUGCAUUGUGAUAGGAAGUAUAACAGAAGAUUUUAUGUCAUUAUGAAAAUCAUAUAUUAUUUUACUUUAUAUAUUUUAUGUGUUAUUUAUGGAUCCAAUUAAUGUGUGACAUACAUUGAUUCUCUACUGUGCAAUCCGUGGGGUCAUAUUUAAUUUUCAAGUCUUUCACAGCGAUAUCAAUGUGGGCUGUCAUAUGACAUCCACUAAUGAGUAUCGAGGGCGAGUAACAAUUGUGGGGUUUCGUGGGUGGAUUGUGACGUCUUAAAAUUCAACAUUCGAACGAAAACAUGGAUGUAAUAUUAAGAAAUCUGUUGAUUGCGAGCAUCCUAUUCAGUAUUGGGGACGCUUUCAGUGACCCAAUUGAUGUAAUUCUUUCACACAAUGGGCCUGUGGUAUUGGGUGCCAAUAUAACUAUAACUGCAAAAUUAAUUGACGCUCUUAACCAAGCACCUACUGGAGAAUUUGCUUAUGAAUGGCAUGACAAUGCUUACCCUCAACACCGGAACCAUAUAUUGGAAACACGUAAUGCAACUAUUGAAUGGAAUAUAUCAUACCCAUCAAAUCGUUAUUCGGCCCAAGAAUAUGAAGUGACAGUCUUGGUGUACAAAAAAAAAAUAAUCUACAUUCAAGAGGCACAUGAAAAAAUUAGAUUUAAUGUGACAGAAACUUUAAAUGGAAGAAUACAUAUUGAACAGAAUGAUUGGAAAGAAGAAGAGUUUUUCGUGUCCAAUGCAAGUCCUGUGAAACAUAAUAUCAUGUUGUCAGAACCUGACCGUAAUUUUAUAGCCAAUAAUGCCACCAGUGUUUUAACAUUUUGGUUUGUGGAUUGUGUUUACUAUGGAUAUUCGACUGACUUCUCAUUUGUUUUUAAUUACACUGAGGAAAAAACGUACACUGUUGAAACACUUGUGGUAGCUUCUUUUGAUGAUCCUCCUCCAGUUUCUACUACAACCACUACUUCCACUUUCACUACUUCAAGUUCUACCACAACUACUCCAGCUACUCCAGUCAUUUCUACAUCUCGCUCAUCCAGUCCAGUGAGUGAAGCAAUUCCCAGGUCUAAAAUUAUUUUAAAAACUAAUGGGUCUUCAUCAGUAGAAAAUACUUUUACUGAACAAAUAUUUGUGGCUACUGAUUCAACUGACAGUAGAAAAUUAUCUACUGCAUCAAAAGAGACAUCAACUCCAAUGGUUUCAGAAGACUCUUUGACAAAUGAUGGGGCAAAAAUCUCUCCAGUGUUAAGUAGCAUGAUCUCCAAAGAAGCUGUGCUUGUUCAAAAGCGACAUGUAGAUAAUACCAAUAUCAUUUUAAAUUCCAUAAGGAAUCUUUCUUUUAAUAAUUAUUUGCCAAAUGAAUGUUUAAAUAAAACAUUUAUACCAUCGGAUCCAAACAAAACGUAUGGAUAUUUCCGAAUCCAGAUAUCUGCUAAAGAAGGAUCUAACUUCUUGAAUCUCAUUGAAAAUGCUGUAUCAUAUGCAUGUCCUUUUACAGUCCCCAUCACUAAAGUGAAUGUGAAAGGUAACAAUUGGCUUCAGUUUGGUGAUGUACUUAACCUGAGUAUUUCUUGUAACGGUUCUGCAAAAUUUCAACACUGUACCAAAAUUAAAGUUGGUGUGCACAAUGUAACAGGUUAUGAAAAUUGUUCUUCACCUUUGCAAGGUGAUGUCUGUAAUUUUACCCUAACUCAUUACUUCCGUGAAGCUAACACAUACACAUACAUUAUUGUCAUUAUGAAUGAUGUUUCUAAAGUGGUUACUCCAGCAGUGAUAAGAAUGUAUAAAGUUUCAGUCCAACCUCAGUUAUCUGUCAUAGUGGUGCCUGUUACCUGCAGUUUAUUGGCUAUCAUUAUUAUUGUUUUUGGUGUUGCAUAUUAUGUUCAAAGCCAGAACAGAUACACUGUUGAAGUUGCUGAUUUUGACUUUGGUCAAGCUAAUGACAUGGAAUACAAAUCAUUUUAUGAGAGACUAAGAGAAGAUAUAAGUAAUAUGUUCAAUCGUUCUGGUGAUUUUCUUGGACAACGGAAUAAGUACGACAAUAUGGAAGAAUCAUAAUUUUUUGAAUGUGAUAUUGUGACAGAGUAUGAUAAGUUUAGUGCUCUAGGCCUUUUGAUCCCUUGGUGGUGUGCUAUAAUUUCCUUGUAUAUUUUUACUUUUUCUCAUUGUACUUAUAUCUGUGAUGUGUGUUGAAGAGAAAUGUUGGAAGUGGAUAAGUGACUACAUUUGAUUUUAAAUAUAAUGGAAUGUCUCUCAUAAUUUUCUGAAGAAUGAUGGAGAAGUUGGGAAGAUAAAAGCAUUGUUUCAUGCUUUUUUUGCAAGACAGACAGAGAUGUUGGAUCUUAAGAUUUGCAAUUCAGACAUGUUCCGAACUUGCUAAACAAUGUUUGAAAAAACAAGUGCUACAAAAGUAAUUAUCUGUGAUUAUGUUUAAUAUAUUAACUCAUUAAAAAGUGUAGUGUUAAAAAAUGUAUAUUAAAUCAAUUUGGAAGGAUUAAUCAAAUGUCAUAAAUGUUCAGGCAAUAUUUGUCUUGAUAUUUGUUUGUAAAUAAUGUACUAUAUGUUGGCUUGUAAGUAUACAUUGCAUUUAACGAAGUGAAUUGAGGGAAGUGAUUCUUCUCAACCUUUUUUUUUUUCUUUCUUACAUUUCUCUCUCUCUCUUUCUCUCUUUCUCUCUCUUUCUCUCUCUCUCUCUCUCUCUCUCUCUCUUUCUCUCUCUCUCUUUCUCUCUCUCUCUUUCUCUCUCUCCUUUUUUGUUGUUCUUUUUUUCCAAUGAAGAAACAAUUGUGAAUGAUAAAAUAAUUGUAAGUUAUGGUUCUAUAAAGGCUCAGAUUUACCUGCUUUUAAUGCAGCUUACUUUGUUUCUCAGUAGACUGUCUUUCAUUCAUAUUACGUGUAUUUUUACAUUAUGUAAUCAUCAUGAAAUUUUUCACAUUUUUAAAUAUGUAGUUUAAUGUGAGACUGAUGUGAAGUGUCCUUUAGCUUGUCCCUAUAUUUUAAAGAUACCUCUGUUAUUAAAUAAGGAGUCCAGUGUUUCUAAUAGCAGCAUUGAAUUAUUUCUUCUAAAGUAAAGAUGGAGUUAGGCGUGAUUUCAUUCUGAAAUAUAUUUUAUAUUUGCAACUAUUGUCACAGUAGGAGAAAAUUUAUCCAUCCAUUUGUAAUGUUGUACAGUAAGUAUGGGUAUUUCAUGAUUCUCGAGAACAUAUUUUUACAUACUGAUUUCUAAACAGUAAAAAUUGAGACAAUAGGUAAGUGUGUGGGCCUACACAUUCAUGAAAUAUGAAAAGAAAAGGGUCAUUAUAUUUUGCUGUUGGUAAUAUUUUAUGUAUUCUUGAUAUGUUUGUUGGUUUAUGAGUUUGAAGUCCAAGAUAUACUUCUGAUAUCAUGGGCAGGAUAUCAGAGACAUGUAAGAUGUAAAUUUUGUGAGAAACUUUCUGUUGUUGGUGAAAAUGUUUGCAAGAUGAUAAUGAAACAUUUUUCAGGAAAGCUUACUACUAGCUGUGUGUACAGUGUAAUUGAGUUUCUGAGAUAAAAGUAUUCAAUUUUUCUGUCUUUGCUGAGAGCAUUUAUGUAAUGUGGUGUGUGUGUGUGUGUGUGGGGGGGGGGGGGGGGCCAAUUUUUGAGAGAUAACAAAUUAUGAACAAGAAUAUUUUGCUAAUAAUUAUCUGUGUAGUUGCAGAACAAAAUGAUCAUAAAAUGAUUCUUACACUUUCAAAAGUAAUUUUCUUCUUUGAAUAAUAAAGAAUUUGCAUAUUACCUAUUUGUAGAUACAAUAGAUUUCAAGUUAUCUGUGGUUGUGUUUUAAGUAUCAUUUGCUUUUAGUUGAUGUUUAAAAUAAAGAUAUUUAUAUGUUAUUGAAUUUUUUUUUUAAUGUUUCAAAAAGUUUAUAAUGUAAAUUUUAAAAUUAAUUCUGGUGCGAGAGAGUGUGAUACUUUUAAACCUUUUUUCGAACAUUGAGUAAAACCUCUGAAUGAUAGUGACUUGUGUGAUUUCCUACAAUAUUGUUAUAUAUUUUUAGAUAAGAUAAAUUGCAGAUAACAUUUGUGAAGUGAGAAUUUACAUCAAUUAUUACCAAAUAUAUUUAUAAUAUGAACAUUAUUUUCUAGUGUCAUUUUCAAACUUUACGUAUUUUCUAUAAUUAUGUUUAAACCAUUAAUUGGAAUUAACAGGCACAUAUUUGGGCAGCUGUUAGCAUCAAAAUCUCAUUCUCCCUUAGACAGAAUUUUUCGCUUAUUAGAAAAAUAUAUUUGAAUAUUUGUAAUGACAAGAAGGUAUCAUAUCUAUGUUAUUAGUUAUUUCCUUUAAAUUAUCCAAUAUUAUUGUGCCAUGAGAGUGCUACGUGAAUGUAGUAAAAACUGAUAAUGUGCUCUUAGAUUUUGUAAAUCACCAUUCC